AUGUAUCGUCAAUACAACACUGACGCUCACGAAGCUCAACCUCAUACAUCACGGCUACACUGCAGUUCUCCGAACGAAGGGAGGGGGAAUCCCCCAUCGAUUCUUUACCGGAAUAAACAACUCCUGAACAACAUCGUCGAUGGAAUGGCCCAGACAAGACCGUCGGCGAUAUGCGCAGAGGUUCCUCGAUCCUCUGACAGCUAUGGGGAUGGUUAUCGCAAGGUCACUUACGGCGCACUUGCCAACGCUGUUAAUGGCAAAGCUUGGUCACUGAAAGGGAUGCUCGGUGAAGGUCAAAAUCACCAGACCUUGGCAUACAUUGGUCCCAAUGAAUUGGGGAUAUGUGAUGAUGAUCUUAGGUGCUGUGAAGGCAGGAUCUUAUUCGAUGCAACCGGGUCUCGAGUCUUGCUGACACCUCCCGCACCGCAUUCGCUGACAGUGAAAGGCAUUUUGAAGGUGCGUCCACUUCAAGUACUCGACAGCCCGCGCCUGGAUCAGUUACUUACCACUGAUUAUGCUCACUACCAUUUCCGUAACAUAUUUGCGGAGGCACGGAAUGAGCCCCUGGUCGUCGUUCGUACGUCAGGUACAACAGCAGUCCCCGAAACCAAUUGUCUAUUCCCAGGAUUUCGCCGCCAGUUAUAUCCAAUGGAGCCAAUUAGAACCACCUCCGGGUUUCGAAACCCAGGUCUCGCUUUGUCAGUCGAACCGCUUCUUCGUCACGCUGCCAUUCUCCCACGUGAGUGUUCAAGAAAUUGUUUCCCACAUGCUUUCAGAACCACGACCCUUUCCUCUAUAGAGCAUUCGACUUAUGAUAAUGGACAGGCUGGAAACCAAUUUGCUACUUUGUUCGACCCAAUCGCUAACCAAACGACCGUUAUCACACCACUGACAGCAGUCAUGCCUUCCGCUCGAUCGGUUGUUGACGGUCUCAAACACGUAAAAGCAGACGCACUAAUCCUUGCGCCACCGUUUCUGGAACAGAUCGCGAAAAGCCCUGAUAUGGUAGUUUUCAUCGCAAGCAACAUUGAAGCAGUGACGUAUGCGGGCGGAGAUGUUUCGCAAUGGCCCGGCUAUGCUCCUGCUUCCAAAAUCAAGCUCUUCAACUUCAACGGCUCGACUGGGACAGGCAGCUUGCCCAUGCUUCGACCAUCAGGAAAAUACCCUUCUGAGGACUGGAAAUAUAUUCACCCUCAUCCAGCGGCUGGAAUUGAAUUCCGACCUUCACUGCACGGACGAUUCGAGGCCUUCAUAGUCAAAAAUACCGUGUCGGAAAACGAACAGCCAGUUUUCAAGCUAUUCCCGCAUCUCCAAGAGUACCCGACUAAAGAUCUGGCAGACGACACUAUUCUUUUUAAGCAAGGCUACAUGUGCAAUCCAAUCUCCAUGGAACAGCAUGUAUCGCAACACUCGGAGGUACGAGCGGUGUUGAUGGCUGGGACAGGCAGAUCUCAACCAGCACUCAUCAUCGAGCGGGCAGGUGAUCAGCCUCUUUCAUCGCCUGCAGAACAAGAACUCACUGAGCGGAUCUGGCCAAUCAUCGAAGAAGCCAACCGGACGUACAAAAUGGGCACCCGAGUCUCCAAGUCGCAUAUCCUGUAUACCAAUCUGCUGCAGCCUAUGCGGCGCGCUGGCAAAGGGACGGUCAACGGUGCCCAACUUUAG
Messenger RNA from Letharia columbiana, 1665 nucleotides. RefSeq lists its product as uncharacterized. The record is from RefSeq and is a predicted model, not a curated record. Lineage: Eukaryota; Fungi; Ascomycota; Lecanoromycetes; Lecanorales; Parmeliaceae. Bases 1 to 1665 code for a protein of 554 amino acids. The transcript is spliced from 3 exons.